UUUCAUGAAACGUCAGCUUUGCAGGCAAAUAGAAGACGUGUCUCUAUUGGCAAGCGGCGUGCCCAUCAACAAAAUAAAACUUCAUUUAAUUUUGCAUUUAAUUUUCAAAUAGUUUUUAUUGAAAAUAACAAUAACUCAUCCACCUUAAUAAACUACACAAUUAGUUAGCUAACAAUGCAUACAGUUCUAACCCGUGGAAACGCCACAGUGGCGUAUUCUCUGAGCGUUCUUGCCUGCUUGACUUUCUGUUGCUUCAUCUCGACUGUGUUCCUUGACUAUCGCACCGAAUCCAAAAUUAAUACAGUUAAAAUUUUGGUGAAAAACGUCCCAGACUACGGUGCUUCACGAGAGAAACACGAUCUGGGAUUUCUGACAUUCGAUCUUCAGACCAAUCUCACAGAUCUCUUUAACUGGAAUGUGAAGCAGUUAUUCCUCUAUUUAACUGCCGAAUACAAGACAAAGGAAAACGAACUCAACCAGGUUGUGUUGUGGGAUAAGAUUAUCCUACGUGGUGAGAAUACCGUCCUCGACUUUAAGAACAUGAACACCAAGUACUAUUUCUGGGAUGAUGGCAAUGGUCUUAAAAACAACAAUGUUACCCUCUACUUGUCUUGGAACAUCAUUCCCAAUGCCGGUCUGCUGCCUAGCGUCUUUGCUCAUGGCUCGCAUUGGUUCAAGUUCCCAGAACACUACUCAGUGUCUGCUGUCUAAGAUCAAACACAAGAAAAGCCAUUAAAUUCCAGCUCCUUGAGAGUAAAAGAGGAGUUUUUUGGGGUGGAAAAUGAAUUCGCUUAGUUUUAAUUUUGUUUAUUUAGAUAUCAGGAAAUAAAAAGAAAAACAAAAUUUAAGUAAAAUUA
Molecule: messenger RNA, 857 nt
Organism: Eupeodes corollae
Lineage: Eukaryota; Metazoa; Arthropoda; Insecta; Diptera; Syrphidae
Gene: Spase22-23
Product: signal peptidase complex subunit 3
Exons: 3
Coding region: 175-711 (178 amino acids)
Biological process (GO): protein targeting to ER
Cellular component (GO): membrane; signal peptidase complex
Source: RefSeq, a predicted model, not a curated record